CAUCUCAUCUUCCAUACAAUAUUGAAACCAUCAUUAUGAGGGCAACUUUCUGUGCUAUGCUUGUUCUAGUUGUUGUAUUGUUCUUUGGAGCUGCAGAGUUUUGUUUUGGUCGAAACACGAGCUUUAGCUGUAUAGAAAGGGAGAGAGAAGCCCUCUUAAAGUUCAAACUUUGUUUCCAUGAUCCAUUGCAUAUGUUGUCUUCUUGGAAAGGCAAUAACUAUUGUGAAUGGAAAGGAGUAGGCUGUGACAAAAAUAGCAGAUAUGUUGUCACGCUUCAACUCAGGGGAUCAAUAUCUUAUCAACAGCCUCAAUUGUACUUAAUUGACAAUGUAGAUAAGGUUGUUUCAAGUUUGCUCAAGCUCAGAUACUUGGAACACUUGGACUUGAGCGGAAAUAAUUUCAAUGGUAAUCUUAUUCCACCCUCCUUUGGCUUGAUGAAGCAGUUGAGGUACCUAAAUCUCUCUGAUGUGCAGUUCACAGGAAGAAUUCCUGGUGAACUUGGAAAUCUUACAAGAGUUCGUGUUCUUGAUCUUUCUCAAUAUUAUUAUGGGAGAUUGAAGGUUGAUGAUGACAUUCAGUGGAUUUCUCGUCUCUCCUCUUUGCAACAACUUGAUAUGAGUGGAGUAAAUUUAAGCCAUGCAUCAUUAAACUUGUUCCAGGUACUUGGCAUGCUUUCUUCAUUAUCAUGGUUGAGUCUGUCAGAUUGCAGUCUAAAAUAUUCUCACCUACUAUCUCGCAACCAUCCCCUUAAUUUUACAUUUUUUGGAAAUAUUCAGCACUUUGAUAUUUCAUUGAACUCUUUUAAUGGUCCAUUGCCUAUUUUUCUCCAAAACAUGACUUCAUUGGCAUUUCUUGAUAUGAGUGGAGUAAAUCUAAACCUUGGAUCGUCAAACUUGUUUCAAGUACUUGGCAUGCUUCCUUCAUUGUCAUGGUUAAGUCUAGCAAACUGUAGUCUUGAAAAUUCUCACUUACCAUCUCACAGCCAUCCCCUAAAUUUUACAUUUCUUGGCAAUAUUCAACACUUUGAUCUUUCAUUGAACUUUUUUCAAGGUCCAAUAUCUAUAUUUCUCCAAAACAUGACUUCCUUGAUUUUUCUUAGUCUUUUUAAUAAUCAAUUGAGUGGGAGCAUUCCAAAUAGCAUCGGACAACUUUCUAAAUUGGAGAACAUAGUGCUUUUUGGUAAUCAAUUGAGUGGGAGUAUUCCAGAUAGUAUCAAGCAACUUUCCAAGUUAGAGAGUAUAGAUCUUUCUGAAAAUCAAUUGAGUGGGAGUAUUCCAAGUAGCAUCGGGCAACUUUCUAAGUUAAAGAUCAUAGCUUUUUCUAGCAAUCAAUUGAGUGGGAGUAUUCCAAAUAGCAUUGGGCAACUUUCUAAGUUAGAGAGUAUAGAUCUUCAUGGCAAUCAAUUGAGUGGGAGAAUUCCAGAUAGCAUUGGGCAACUUUCUAAGUCAGAGAGCAUAUAUCUUUCUAGCAAUCAAUUGAGCGGGAGUAUUCCAGAUAGCAUCGGGCAGCUUUCUAAGUUAGAGAGCAUAGAUCUUUCUGGUAAUCAAUUGAGUGGGAGUAUUCCAGAUAGCAUCGGACAACUUUCUAAGUUAGAAAGCAUAGAUCUUUUUGGCAAUCAAUUGACUGGGAGUAUUCCAGAUAGCAUUGGGCAACUUUCUAAGUUAAAGAGCAUAGAUAUUUCUGGCAAUCAAUUGAGUGGGAUUAUUCUAGACAGCAUUGGGCAACUUUCUAAGUUAGAGAGCAUACAUCUUUCUAGCAAUCCAUUUGGAAUAGGAUUUCCUAAAUGGCUUCUAUUGCAAAAGACAAUAAUCACGAUUGAACUCUCUAAUGCUAGCAUCUUAGGUCCUCUUCCAGAAAACAUCAGUCAUAUGCUGCCAAUGUUGCAAGGAUUAAAUCUUGCAAAUAACCUCAUGAAUAGUUCAAUUCCAAAGUCGCUAUGCAAUUCAAAAUCUUUGAUGUAUCUUGAUCUCUCAAACAAUAUGUUUUCCGGAAGUAUUCCUAAUUGUUGGGGAAAUGAUCAAUUGUUCAAUUCUAUUGAUCUAUCUUCUAACAAUCUCUCAGGUUUAUUUCCGAGCACAAUGGGGCGGCUUUCUUCUUUACUUGUACUACACUUGAACAACAAUAAUCUCCAUGGGGAACUACAUGUGGCCUUGCAAAACUUCACUUCUUUAGUGAUUUUGGAUUUGGGAGAAAAUAAAUUUUUUGGAAAUUUAACAAGCAUUGUAGGGGGCGAGAUCAGCAACCACUCUUUAAAAAUUCUCCGACUACGAAAAAAUUUGGUUUCUGGUUAUAUUCCUUUGGAAUUAUGCUCUUUCUCUCAAUUACAAAUUUUGGAUCUUGCAGAUAAUAAUCUGAUAGGAAGGAUUCCUCCUUGUUUUGGAAAGUUUCCAAUUAUGGUGAAUGCAACACAAUUAAGCAAUAGAAUUGAUCAGAGAUAUUGGUAUUGGCCGCAUUUGAUGGUGGUUGUAAAAGGGAGAUACAUUGAGUAUAUACAAAAACCCCUAAGAUUUGAAAGCAGUAUAGAUCUUUCGAGUAACAAUCUAAUAGAAUCCAUACCAGAGGAGCUAAUUGUCCUUAAAGAUUUGCACAAUUUGAAUUUGUCUUGGAAUCAUCUCUCAGGAAAGAUCCCUGAAAAAAUUGGACAAAUGGAGAAUUUGGAAUCUCUCGAUUUAUCCCAGAAUGGUCUCUCAGGAAUGAUCCCGAAGAGCAUGUCAGGUUUAACCAAGUUAAGCCACCUCAACUUGUCCUACAACAACUUUUCAGGGCCAAUUCCAACAGGCUAUCAACUCCAAACACUCGAAGAUCCAACCAUUUACAUUGGCAAUCCUCAACUUUGUGGAGCACCACUCCUGAAGAAAUGCUUAAAUGAUGCGUUGCCUCCGACAAGCUCCAACUUCAAGGAUAACAAUGAAGGUGCACUUACAAGAAUGUGGUUUUACAUUAUCGUGAUGUCAGGCUUUGCAACUGGAUUCUGGGGAGUCGUGGGAACUUUGAUUUUUGUGAAAAGCUGGAGAUAUGCUUAUUUUCAAUGGGUGGAUGAUGUCAAACAUUGGAUCCUUGUGGUUAUUGCACUGAUGGUGGAACAAUUCAAGAAGAUGUUUAAUGGCAACCUAGAUGAUUAGUGAGUUAUAUAUAGAGUAUGUUGUUGCUAUAUUUGUUACUGAACCAAUUGGACAACCCCACAUUGUAGGGUGUGGUGUCUAGUCUAACUUUGAAUGUGCCAACAUUGAAUGGGCCAAUUUUAAAUAAAGACAUAAAUAUUAAGGUUUGUAAAGUUUUCAAUAAUGUAACAUAGGCUUAGUUCUAAAGGUUUCACAAAAAUAAAAAUUCAUAAGUUCA
Molecule: messenger RNA, 3339 nt
Organism: Rubroshorea leprosula
Lineage: Eukaryota; Viridiplantae; Streptophyta; Magnoliopsida; Malvales; Dipterocarpaceae
Source: the annotation of a GenBank genome assembly